AUGGUAGAAUAUGACUCUUCUGCACCUACAAUUACACAACGUGCUGCUGCACUUAAAAAGGCAAUGACAGAGGUCCAAAAACUAUACGCCGAACGACAGUCCUGCGUCUAUAGCUAUGUACGUGUAUGGAGGGAAGGAAACACCAGCUAUACAGGAGAGUGGAAAGGCCCGUACAAAUUACUAAGUGUUGAGAGCGAGAUGUGCAUAAUCCAGUUUCCAGAUGAACCAAAGCAAUUCCAUAUAACUGUUGUGAGGCUGUAUUACAAGGCACCAGAUGAGAACAACCAAGACACCAAUUCAGAGCAUACAAAUGAAGAGCCUGAGGCACCUUUAGGCACAAACUCAAUACCAUCUAUACCUCAAGACGACGAGCCAGACACAUCUACAUCCCAGGCAAGGCCUGCACAGCGCCCCCAACGAAAUUGGCAAUUACUAGCCCGAUAUUAA
This is a messenger RNA of Talaromyces stipitatus ATCC 10500, 447 nucleotides long. RefSeq lists its product as uncharacterized. The record is from RefSeq and is a predicted model, not a curated record. The coding region runs from base 1 to 447 and encodes 148 amino acids. Lineage: Eukaryota; Fungi; Ascomycota; Eurotiomycetes; Eurotiales; Trichocomaceae. The transcript has 3 exons.